CUAACUAAUCUGACGUCUCUCGCUGUCUCCUCAUGAUAUUUGUUUCCUCUCAAAACCCUAGGCCGCACAAGAUAACCGCAGAAGCAGUUCCAGGAGCAGCGGCUUCUUUCUUUUCCCGGACUCCAUAAAUCGGCUUUGUACUCUCGAUCCAAUAUGAAGUUCAACAUUGCAAAUCCAACCACUGGGUGCCAGAAGAAACUUGAGAUCGACGACGAUCAAAAGCUCCGAGCAUUCUAUGACAAGAGAAUCUCACAGGAAGUCAGUGGAGAUGCUCUUGGGGAGGAAUUCAAAGGUUACGUCUUUAAGAUCAUGGGAGGAUGUGACAAGCAGGGGUUUCCCAUGAAGCAGGGAGUGCUGACUCCCGGACGAGUUCGCUUGUUGCUUAGCAGAGGAACUCCUUGUUUUCGAGGAUAUGGAAGGCGCAAUGGAGAACGACGGAGGAAGUCCGUUCGCGGCUGUAUUGUCAGCCCCGAUCUCUCAGUUCUGAACCUUGUGAUUGUGAAGAAAGGCGAAAAUGAUCUUCCUGGCUUGACUGACGUUGAGAAACCUCGGAUGAGAGGACCAAAGAGGGCCUCUAAGAUCCGCAAGCUUUUCAACCUCUCCAAGGAGGACGAUGUCCGCAAAUAUGUCAACACAUAUCGUCGCACUUUCACCAGCAAAUCUGGGAAGAAGCGUAGCAAGGCACCCAAGAUUCAGAGACUAGUUACUCCGCUCACCCUGCAGAGGAAGCGUCAUAGGAUUGCGGAGAAGAAGAAGAGGAUUGUGAAGGCGAAGGCGGAGGCGGCUGAGUACCAAAAGCUUCUUGCUUCGAGGCUGAAGGAGCAGAGAGAACGCAGGAGUGAGAGUUUGGCCAAGCGCAGGUCGAAGCUUUCUGCUGCAUCAAAGCCCUCUGUCGCUGCUUGAGUUAAGUUUUUGGUGGUCUAAUGGCAUAAAGAAACCCUAGUUUUAAAAUGUUUUGAGUGAACUUUCUUUUAGAACCCCAAAUACAGACAUUCACAGCAAUUGUGCCUGCGCUAGCUUGACAUGCUUGAUGGGGUUAUUUAAUAUUUAUCAGGCAUUCUACAAUUGUUUUCUUUUCAUUGUGAACAGUCCGAAACCUGCUUUGUGUUGUUCGUUUAAAUUCGAAUUCAAAGUUGAGUAAUUUCUUAUGUGUACAAGCUUGGUUCAUG
This is a messenger RNA of Phalaenopsis equestris, 1169 nucleotides long. Its product is annotated as 40S ribosomal protein S6-like. The transcript is spliced from 6 exons. Bases 154 to 903 code for a protein of 249 amino acids. Gene Ontology annotation, cellular component: ribosome. Lineage: Eukaryota; Viridiplantae; Streptophyta; Magnoliopsida; Asparagales; Orchidaceae. Gene Ontology annotation, biological process: translation. The record is from RefSeq and is a predicted model, not a curated record. Gene Ontology annotation, molecular function: structural constituent of ribosome.